Molecule: messenger RNA, 1090 nt
Organism: Protopterus annectens (West African lungfish)
Lineage: Eukaryota; Metazoa; Chordata; Ceratodontiformes; Protopteridae
Product: trypsin-3-like
Exons: 5
Coding region: 107-874 (255 amino acids)
Biological process (GO): proteolysis
Molecular function (GO): serine-type endopeptidase activity
Source: RefSeq, a predicted model, not a curated record
AAAGCUAACUGGUGUCCUGCUUGAGAAGUCAUCUCUCCAAGUCUCAAGUACCUCUCUGCAGGCCUGCAUUGGACAGAUACUUUUAAGAACUUUCUUACUGGGGACAAUGUCUUACAUAUUUCAGUUAUUACUGCUAUUACAGUCUUUACUGUCUGGUCAACCAGAAAGUGAAUCACGGAUUAUUGGAGGCUAUGUAACAAAACCUUCGUCGGUGACAUAUAUAGUAUCACUAAAGACAACCUCAGGAAAACACUUUUGUGGUGGGUCUUUAAUUAGCCGUUGCUGGGUUUUGACAGCAGCACACUGCUUAACUGAUGCUAAGCAAACAAUGAUUGUUGCUGGAGAAUAUUCCCUUUCCACUUUUGAAGGCACAGAACAAUUUUUCAAGACAUCAAGGAUAUUUGUACAUCCAGAUUACAACUCUUCAAACAAAAAUGCUGAUAUCAUGUUGAUAAUGCUCAAUCGACCUGCUCAGUUAAACAGAUUUGUCUCCAUCGUAGCAUUACCCACGCAAGGAGCAAUUGUUUCUACAGGACGACUUUGCCGAGUUUCUGGCUGGGGAGUCACCAGUGUAAUUGGGGGAAGUGUGUCAGAUAAACUGCGAGAUGUUCAGGUACCUGUUGUAGACAUGGCCUCAUGUAACAGUUCUAACUCCUACCAUGGGUAUCUCACCUCAAGUAUGAUGUGUGCUGGCUACAGUUACGGUGCUAAAGAUGCCUGCCAGGGUGACUCUGGAGGCCCACUGAUCUGUGAAGGUCGCCUAUAUGGUGUUGUCUCCUGGGGGAACAGCUGUGGUGAUCCUAGGUAUCCAGGUGUUUACACUUCUGUGGCUGUAUUCAGGAACUGGAUUGACAAUAUAAUGUCUUCACAAUAAGAUGAAUGUUGUCUGCACUGAUACUCAUUACUGAAAACUUUUUGUAUAGUAUACAAUGUUAAUAAAUAAUUCAAAUUACUUUUAUAAAUAUGGCAGUGUUGUUACUGUGCAUAUAGCAGCAUUUGCAAGGAUUAAAAUAACAUUGUGUUCAUUACUGGAUUGUCAAGUUGUAAAAAAUAUUAAAAAAAAAGAAUUAAAUCUAAUUUAAAAAAAACA